GGAAACGGGGCGGCCACGUGACCCGAUUGCCAUGGCACCGUCGGUCACAAUGGCGUGGGACGGGCGCGUCUCCACGGGCCCCACCCCACCCACUCCGGCUCCCCGAGUCUAGAGGAGGGCCUCCCCGCCCUCCGGGGCCCACACACCCACGGAGACACUGCAGCUUCGGGGCGCUGUGAGGAGAAGGCCAGCCCGGCUCAAGCCAGGAUCUCUCCUGUUCAGAGAGCCCCAAGCACGACAAUGAACGAGGCGAAAGAGACCUUGCGUGGCAUCGAGCAGAAGUGCAAGCUCUUCCAGCAGCAGCAGUUUACCUUCAUCACGGCCCUGGAGCACUGCAGGGAGAACGCCCACGACAAGAUUCGGCCCAUCUCCAGCAUUGGACAGGUACAGAGCUACACGGAACACCACUGCAACAACGCCACGGACCGGCGCAUCCUGCUCUUGUUCUUGGACAUCUGUUCGGAGCUCAGCAAGCUUUGCCAGCAUUUCGAGGCCCUGCAUUCCGGCACCCCGAUCACCAACAACCUCCUUGAGAAAUGCAAAACUCUGGUUAGCCAAAGCAACGACCUGAGCACCCUCAGAGCCAAGUACCCACACGAUGUGGUGAACCACCUCAGCUGUGAUGAGGCCAAGAACCACUACGGAGGCAUAGUCAGCCUCAUCCCCAUAGUCCUGGACUUAAUGAAAGAAUGGAUUGCCCACUCCGAGAAGCUGCCCCGCAAAAUGAUGCAGCAUGUGAGUGCGUCCCUGGCUGGUCAGGGAGCCACCACGGCAGCCACUUUUCCUGCCCAGAUCAUGAGCAACCAGACCUGGCUAAGCAAAUGCAAGUGUAGGCGGCCUGUAAAAGAGCACCUCAAACUCAGUGGGAAAGAUAAAGGCUUUCCAAGCCUCCCUGGAGGCCAUCUGGUGGGAAACUGUGACACCCAGUGACCUGCUCUGGCAGUUAGGUUUUCCUGGGUGGCUCCAUUUUCAUUGGUGCCCCAAGUCCCUGCCAAAGGAGGGGGGGGCAAUACAUUACUAGUAGAGAACCUCUCUCCCCCUUGCUUUCACUUCUGACAUUUCUUUCUCUGAGCUCUGUGUUAACCUAGAAUAACUCCACUUACCAAGUUUCCCAAACAAUGUGGUAUUGGUAGAUGGUUUCCCAGAGGGAAGGCAUUGGACUAGUACCCAGGUCUUCAUGAGCCACGGCUUGCACAGCGCCCUGGUCUGACCAUGCUGUCGCACUGGCUUUGCAGUGAGGCAAUGCGAUAGGCUCACCUAGCUCCUUGCCUCAACAAGGGCAGCUAGAGGUGAGGCACCAAGAUUGCCCCAAAAGAUUAAACUCCACGUGUUCAACUGCCUGGACCCAAACAAUUAGGGAUGAACCCAUCUCUCUCCCUCUCUUAUUUGGGAGACAGAGACCAUGGAAGAUGCCUGACUUCUAUUUUAUGGCUCCUGAGAAAGCACAAUGGCCUGGUAUUCAUAGCAUAGUCUGGACACUGUAAAAUGUUCCCCUGGCUUCUCAGCUUGCCAGAAGUAAGGUCUGACUGUUGGUUUUUCCCUUCGCAGGGGACGACUUA
Molecule: messenger RNA, 1559 nt
Organism: Jaculus jaculus (lesser Egyptian jerboa)
Lineage: Eukaryota; Metazoa; Chordata; Mammalia; Rodentia; Dipodidae
Gene: Spaca9
Product: sperm acrosome associated 9
Exons: 4
Coding region: 241-930 (229 amino acids)
Cellular component (GO): sperm flagellum; ciliary base; acrosomal vesicle
Source: RefSeq, a predicted model, not a curated record